AUUCCUGGAGCCUGCAGGAGAGGAGAUACUGAACCAUCCAAGCCUCAGAUGCAUGUCUGCCUUAAAGGAGAACAGCCCUCCGUAAGCAUUGGCUCCAAAGAAUGUCAAGAAGAGGACCUUGAGCUUCAGGGAAACUAAACAGGCUGCGUCCUACUCAUAGAAGCCACUGGAGAUCAUUUGUCCUGGGGGAAGUCAGUUAUUAAGAGACUGAUGGAGAGACCUACACAGGGAAGAACAGAGACCUGUUACCAAGAUUCACACCAAUGAGCACAGAAGUGGAUCUUUCAAUGAGUCAUGCUUCAAGAUGACUGUAGACCUGGCAGACAUUCUGACUGCAAUCUCCUGAGAGAUCCUGAACCAACGGAGCUGUUCCACUUUCCUAAUCUUCAGAAACUGUGGUUGAAGAAGUAGAAGAAACAUGAUCCAAUGGAGCAGGGAAAUUACACCAGGGUGAAAGAAUUUAUUCUUCAAGGAUUGACCCAAUCCCGAGAGCUGAGCUUGCUCUUAUUUAUUUUCUUAUUUUGUGUGUACACAGCAACUGUGAUGGGGAACCUCCUCAUCAUGGUCGCUGUGACCUGGGAGUCCCGCCUUCAUACCCCCAUGUACUUCCUGCUCCGCAACCUCUCUGUCUUGGACAUCUGCUUCUCCUCCAUCACGGCUCCUAAGGUCUUGGUGGACCUUCUGUCAAGGAAAAAGGCCAUCUCCUUCAAUGGGUGCAUCACCCAGAUGUUCUUCUUCCAUCUCCUUGGUGGGGCAGACAUUUUCUCCCUCUCUGUCAUGGCAUUUGACCGCUACAUGGCCAUCUCCAAGCCCCUGCACUACGUGACCAUCAUGAGUCGGGGGAGAUGCACUGCCCUCAUCGUGGCCUCCUGGGUGGGGGGCUUCAUCCACUCCAUCGUGCAGAUCUCCCUCUUGCUCCCGCUGCCCUUCUGUGGACCCAAUGUUGUUGAUGGCUUCUACUGUGACGUCCCCCAGGUCCUCAAACUCGCCUGCACUGACACAUUCGCUCUUGAGGUCUUAAUGAUUUCCAACAAUGGCUUGAUCUCCACCCUGUGGUUUGUCUUCCUCCUUGUGUCCUACACAGUCAUCCUGACCAUGCUGAGGUCACACACCGGAGAGGGCAAGAGGAAAGCCAUCUCCACCUGCACCUCCCACAUCACUGUGGUGACCCUGCAUUUUGUGCCCUGCAUCUAUGUCUACGCCCGACCCUUCACUGCCCUCCCCAUGGACAGAGCUGUCUCCAUCACCUUCACUGUCAUCAUCCCUGUUCUGAACCCCAUGAUCUACACCCUGAGGAACCAUGAGAUGAAGUCAGCCAUGAGGAGACUGAAGAAAAGACUUGGACCUUCUGAAAAGCAAUAGAUGCUAUGAAUUCCAGAUUGGAAAAUAAGAACUGAAAAAAAUAUUUCCUUAUGACACAAUAGAAAGUUCCCUUCAAUAUACCAUCUUGAGACCAAAUUUUAUCCUUGCUCCACAGCGGAGUCCUCUACUAAGUCUUCCCUGAGACAAUCACCUCUGUAAGUUUUUCUCUGGGUGAGACUGAUGGCAAAUUAGAGCUUCACGUCUAUAAACUGUCAGCUCUUAAAGGAACUCAAAUGCUUAUACCAUCCAAAUACCUCAUCUUACAGGUGAGGGAAUAGAGUCUAAACAGAAAUUAUCUCUUGACUUUGGAGUUGUGGUAGCAUCAUGUGUUGCCUAGGAGAUAAUUAGUAAAAUGACUUCCAGGGACAGAAGUAAAGUCUAUAAAACCCAACUACUUCUCCUUAUGUAGAAGUUGGUCUUCCAUCACUAACCUUGGAGAAUUUGGUUUCAGUUUUUCCUUUGCAUAAGAUGAGGGAAGUUUCAUGUUCUAACAAAGAUUUCCUAGUUAAUGAAUGGCAGAGGCAAGACUCUCAAACCCUCAGCUGAGUGCACACUCUACUGUCCCUGCUGCCUCUGACAGGAUUUGUCAGAAUCUGAAACUACCUCACCUAUAUUAAUGUCUCCUCUGUUGUAGUAUCGUGAGAGGCACUUGUUGGUCCUUACUUCACAAAAGAGGACAUAUUGCAAGACUUCAGACUCCUGUAAGAAUUUCAACCCUAACCCUAACAUUUACAGUCAUUCAUUCCUGAGCAGACCUCCAGGAAGAAAGGAAUCCUAUCCCACCCGCAUCUCUAGAACAUGCCUGGCUCGCACAUGCCCAAGAAAUAAAACCUAAAGAAGAAAACCUACUUUCCAUCAUUCAGGGACUGAUCAGCUAAAGAUUACAAAUCUGCCCAUUCUCUUCAUUCUUUAUAGGAUUCUCUUUAGCACCUCUUUAAUAGAAGGAAGAAAUAUCAUUUGAUUCUAGUCAGUGUCCGAGAAACCUAUUUGUUAGGCUGAAAUUGGAAAUGAAUUAAAAUUUGGACUGGAUAUGUUGA
Messenger RNA from Marmota monax (woodchuck), 2399 nucleotides. Its product is annotated as olfactory receptor 4D9-like. The record is from RefSeq and is a predicted model, not a curated record. Gene Ontology annotation, cellular component: membrane. The transcript is spliced from 4 exons. Bases 427 to 1362 code for a protein of 311 amino acids. Gene Ontology annotation, biological process: G protein-coupled receptor signaling pathway. Lineage: Eukaryota; Metazoa; Chordata; Mammalia; Rodentia; Sciuridae. Gene Ontology annotation, molecular function: olfactory receptor activity; G protein-coupled receptor activity.